Molecule: messenger RNA, 869 nt
Organism: Erythranthe guttata (spotted monkey flower)
Lineage: Eukaryota; Viridiplantae; Streptophyta; Magnoliopsida; Lamiales; Phrymaceae
Source: RefSeq, a predicted model, not a curated record
AAUAAAUUAGAAUCUCUUCUUCUUCUCCAAAAAGUAACUUUGUUCAGUAUUUUCUGGUGUCGAUCUUCAAUUUCAUAAAACCUAAAUUUACAUGUUGUUGAAGACAAUUAUCCCUCACAUCGCAAAUCUCGAUUUCGGAAUCCGCCCUUUUCUUAGUGUUGGUAGACUAAUUUCACCCCUCACGGCGGCGCCGCCGAGAAAUGGGUGAACUCCAAAUCCAACACCCCUUCUCUCUUCCACCACCGCCGCUCCCCCCUCUUCCGCAGCCGUCCUCAUCGCGCGACGAUCCCGCCACUCGGCCGUCCUCAUCGCCUGAAGGCCGUCCUCCUCCGCCACCCCUUCCUUUCGACCCCAGCCGAAUGAUCGGCAUCAUCAGAAGGAAGGCAUUGAUCAAAGAAUUGGCAGCUUCAUACCAUGCAGAGUGCCUCACUUACUGCCAAGAACUUUUGGAACUUCAGAAAAAAAUAGACGAGCCGUUUACGGACAUAAAACCGGCAGAUGAGCCAAGAAAAGAAAUGCUGAGAUCGAGACCCUCCAAACGUGUGAAGAAGUCCCGCUAGGUGUCACUGCUGAUUUUAGAUCUGCCUCUUAUUCACCUAUUAUCUUUUGAAUAUAUAUAUUAAAAGUGUAUAUGUAUUCAACAGCUUCAUACUUCCUCAUUUUGCUACAUAUGAUUAAGUUUAUGUGAAUGAUUGUGUUUAGUCAGUUAUAUCGAGCAUGGAAACCAUGUCUUCGUGAUGAAAUCCUUGUAAUGCUCGACUCCCGCGUAUAAGAAUUUGUGCGAUACUAGAUUGAUCUGUACCAUAAUUUGUGCUAUUUGUAUACAUUCUUUGUAAAUCUACCGGUUAAAAUGGUGUAGGUUAUUCCAA